UGAAAAGAAAUUCCUGACCAUGAAAGAUAGCAUUGUUAUCUAUCCUUCUCCAGGAAGAGGCCACCUGGUUUCCAUCACAGAGCUUGCUAAACUCAUACUAACUCACUAUCCUUCCUUCUCCAUCACAGUCAUUAUCCCUGAAGCGCCUUUCGAAACUGGCUCCACCUAUGAAUAUGUUGAAUCCAUCUCCGCCACCGUCCCCUCCAUCACUUUCCACCACCUUCCCACCACCACCACCACCACCACUACUUCUGCCACCACCAGCUCCUCCUCACUUGACAUUCAAACUCAAACCUUCGAGUUGUCUCUCCAAAACAACCACAACUUUCACCAAGCUCUCUUACUUAUCUCCAAGUCCCCCACUAUCAAGGCCUUGAUAUUGGAUUUCUUUUGCAACCCUUCUUUUAAAAUCUCAGCAAUUCUCGAAAUCCCCACCUACUAUUACAAGCCUGGAGGCCUCAGCAGCCUUACUGUGUUUCUUAACCUUCCAACAAUUCACAAGAACACCACAAAGAGUUUAAAAGAACUCGGCAACGAGGAAAUUAACAUCCCCGGCAUGCCAGUUCCUUUGAGAGCAAAAGACAUGCCCUAUCCCAUGCAAGAUCGCACUCGAAAAGUUUACCACUACUUCCUAGAGACUGCCAUUCAGAUGCCCAAAUCAGCUGGAAUCAUUGUAAACACAGUUGAAACACUUGAAAAAACAGCUCUUAACGCAAUAUUAGACGGACAGUGCACACCUGGACAGCCAGCUCCACGUAUUUAUUGCAUAGGGCCGUUGAUAGUGUCAGGUGAUGGCAGUCGAAGUGGUGAAAGUAGGCAUGAGUGCUUGAAUUGGCUUGACAUGCAACCAAAAGGAAGUGUUGUAUUCUUGAGUUUUGGUAGUUUGGGGAAGUUCUCGGCCCCGCAAUUGAAAGAAAUUGCUUUAGGGUUGGAGAAAAGUGGAGUGAGGUUCUUGUGGGUGGUUCGUCCGCCUGAAGGUGCGGUUGAUGCAAACUUGGAAUCAUUGUUGCCACAAGGGUUCUUGGAGAGAACAAGAGAUAGAGGAUACGUGGCAAAAUCUUGGGCACCACAAGUUCAGGUACUGAGUCACGAGUCUGUAGGUGGAUUUGUGUGUCACUGUGGGUGGAACUCGGUUCUAGAAGCGAUCCGUGGUGGGGUACCAAUGUUGGUUUGGCCUCUUUAUGCAGAAAACAAAUUGAAUAAGGUGAGUGUGGUGGAGGAGUUGAAGGUGGCUUUGGCUGUUGAAGCUGAAGAUGAUGGAUUGGUGAGUGCAGAGGAGUUGGAGAAGCUAAUUACUAAGUUGAUAAACUCAAAUGAGGGAAAAUUGAUCAAAGAGCGGGUGAUGGGUUUGAAAGAGGAAGUGUCGGUGGCACUCAAGGAAGGAGGUCCUUCUCGCGUUGCCUUGGCUAACUUGAUCGAAUCAAUUCUAAAGAAUUAGACGUUAAAGUUGAAUGUUUUUUUUUUUUUGUUUUUUUAAUUUAUAAUGUUUAUACGGUUUGAGAUAUAAAAUUCAGGUUGUAUUGGCUACUAAAUAUAUGUGCGUGAAA
Messenger RNA from Pistacia vera, 1547 nucleotides. Its product is annotated as UDP-glycosyltransferase 88B1-like. Gene Ontology annotation, molecular function: UDP-glycosyltransferase activity. Lineage: Eukaryota; Viridiplantae; Streptophyta; Magnoliopsida; Sapindales; Anacardiaceae. The record is from RefSeq and is a predicted model, not a curated record. Bases 20 to 1438 code for a protein of 472 amino acids. The transcript has a single exon.